Molecule: messenger RNA, 2079 nt
Organism: Drepanopeziza brunnea f. sp. 'multigermtubi' MB_m1
Lineage: Eukaryota; Fungi; Ascomycota; Leotiomycetes; Helotiales; Drepanopezizaceae
Source: RefSeq, a predicted model, not a curated record
AUGUCCGUAAUCCUUCCCUCCUCGACAUCAGACGCCCACACAAAACCCCCAUUCAUCAUCGUAAGCGGCAUUCCCAAUUUCCGAGAUGUCGGUGGCUACCCGAUCUCCUCUCCAGCCGACCACUCCAUCCGCAGAGAGGUCAUCUACCGCUGCGCAGACCCGUUCAAAGUAACCGAGGCUGGCCUCUCUACUAUCCGAAAAUUGGGUAUCACGCACAUCUAUGAUUUAAGGUCGAACAAGGAGAUUGAGAGGAAUCGGGUGGCGGGGGUGGGCGGGAAUGUGGAGUGGGAGGGAUGUGAGAGGGUUUCUGUGCCGGUGUUUGAGGGUCAGAGUUUUAGUCCUGAGGCACUGCCUGGGAGGUGUAAAGAUUACGCUAGCGGGAGUGCUGAGGGGUUCACACGUGCCUACGGUGAGAUUCUGAACGGUGCACCGAAGUCGUAUAGGACUAUCUUGUUGCAUCUUGCGUAUGAGCCUGAGAAACCUCUCCUUGUUCAUUGUACGGCUGGAAAGGAUAGAACGGGCGUUUUCUGUGCUUUAGUCCUGUCGCUCUGCGGAGUUGACGAUGAGCUCGUGGCCUAUGAGUACAGUUUAACGGAUUUGGGUUUAACGAAGGAGUGGAAGGAGGCUGCAACCGCCCAUUUGAUGGGGAAUACUGCUCUGAAUGUUGAAGAGGCAAAGAAUGUGUUAUCGUCAAAAGCUGAGAAUAUGAUAUCGACUCUGAAGAUGAUAAGAGAGAAGUUUGGAGGCCCUGAAAGCUACGUUAUGGAGAUGUGUGGUUUGACGAGGGAAGAGGUUGAAAAAAUAAAAAAGAAUCUCAUCGUGGAGGAGCCGGCUGUGCAUUUAAGGGCACAGUCUAUAGACAAUGCGGGGAAUACAUCACCGCCGCAACACAACAGCGUCCACCUCCCGCUGGGUUCCUACCUCAUUGAGUUUAACGAGACUGUCUCCGUUCUGGACGUCAAGGGCCUGCUGUUUGUGCAUAGCUCUCUAUCCAGGUACGGAGCGCUGCUAGCUGGAUCUUCGUCACGAUCUUUCUCUACAUCACAACGACAUGAGCAACGAAUGACGCGGGCUCGACGUGGCCUAUUCCGCUGGCUGGGAACACAAGGCGCGAAUUUCUUGAACCCGCUGAAAAACUCGACGAACUAUAUGGGCGCAUACAAUGCCCAGGGUCAAUUGAAACGUGUGGUCGAGGCCCAGGCUGAGAAGCAGAAAGAAAAGGAAGAUGAGGAAGCCAGAGCUGUCAAGGAUGGUAAGCCUAUCCUCACCGAGGCUCAGGAGGCUCCGGAGGGCGAAGACAAAAAGACCACGGCGGCGUUACCACCGGAGACCAGCAGAGAUUUGAUACCAUACCCGUGGAACCGGAGUUUCGUCAGCCAGCCUGUGCUAGGUGGAAUGGUGAAAGAGGUGAUCUGGUUUCGCAUAAUGCACGAGGGUAAGACUGUCCGAGAGGUCAGCGCCGAGUUUGGUGUUGAGAUGAGCCGUGUGGGAGCUGUUGUCCGACUGAAGGAGAUUGAGAAAGAAUGGGAAAGAAUAGGCAAACCUCUCGCCAAUGCAUACGAUCAUGCAAUAGCGAAAAUGCUGCCGAAAACCCUCCUAGCUGGUCAGGGCGAGAAGAUCAAUAAACACGAGACUAUUAACGACUUGCCGGUACACAGAGCGACCGGGCAACAGAUAUUCCACCCUACCUCCGAGUCGAGGCACUUCACUCGUGCAGAUGCAGCCAAGGUCUUCGAUAAGAAGCUGCUGCCGGCCGACGACCGAGUUCCACAUCCCGAACUCGCGAUCAUUCAAAAGGAGUUCCUUCAGGAGCUUACGCGUGAGGAGCGAGAAGUGAACGCGAAGGCCAGGAAAGAAGCAGAGAUCAAGAAGAUGGCGACUGCUGCUGCUCACAAGGCCAAGAAGGCAGCCGCCGUCAAGAAGGUUGACACUGGGAGAUGGGAAUUCCACUUCACUGAGGUCAAUGUUGACGAGGCUGGCAAGACCGGAAGAGGCCACAAGGCUACGGGCUGGAGAUAUGGAGUCCCAUUGAUGGACAGGAGUCGCGGACAGAUCAAGAUACCCACCAGUGUCCAAUGA